CUCAAAAUCUCAAAACAUUUAUAAAUAGCAAGCAUUUCCUUCCAAAAUGUACAAAUGCAACAAAAAGUUUAGUAUAUAAAUCAAGAACAAGAUCAUUAACUCUUGUUCUAAGUUUUUUUCGAGCUAGACGGAGAUUGACCCUCGAGUGCAAUAAGGUAGAAGGGAGUUUGACUGCAUGACUCUUUCGAGAGUAACAAGGCAGAAGGGAGUUUGACUGCAAGAUCGAGUAUAAGAUGAAAAGGCAAAGAGGUAGUAAGAAGAUGGUAAAUAAUUAUGGGGAGAUGAAAAAGGUCAAAAGGGUUGUUGAGAAACAAAGUGAAGAAGUGAAAAUAGAGGAAGAACAUAGGGAAAAUAAUGAUGGAGGAGAUGUUGUGAAGGAGGUGGAGUUGAUAGGUGAGUGUGAUAAUUGGAUUAAUGAAUGGCUUUGUUCAUGGAGUAAUGUUGUGGAUGAGCAAAUGUCAUGGGGAACAUGUUGGUCACCUGUUUGGGAUAUGGAGUUCUUGGGAGAAGCUUAUAAUAACUUGUAUAAUGAUGUUUUGUGGGAUGAUGAUGUUUGGGAUUUAAAUGCCAUCAAGGAAGUUCCAAGUUAAUAGAAAAAGGAUACAUGUGUGUAUUUUGAUCUUUGUAAGUGUAGUUUUUCUUUUUUACAAAAGCGAAGUUAUAAAAAGUUUGAAUCUUAAUGGAUCAUGACAUCUAAUGUUGCUUAA
Messenger RNA from Solanum pennellii, 707 nucleotides. RefSeq lists its product as uncharacterized. Bases 234 to 590 code for a protein of 118 amino acids. The record is from RefSeq and is a predicted model, not a curated record. The transcript has a single exon. NCBI's taxonomy places the organism in Eukaryota, Viridiplantae, Streptophyta, Magnoliopsida, Solanales, Solanaceae.